This is a messenger RNA of Rhinichthys klamathensis goyatoka, 5823 nucleotides long. RefSeq names its product transmembrane protein 132E (gene tmem132e). NCBI's taxonomy places the organism in Eukaryota, Metazoa, Chordata, Actinopteri, Cypriniformes, Leuciscidae. The record is from RefSeq and is a predicted model, not a curated record. The transcript has 9 exons. The coding region runs from base 571 to 3792 and encodes 1073 amino acids.
UCUGCCUCGACACGUCUGGUGGGAGAAGAUGAAUGUAAUAGGGUAGUUUGUAGUCUGCCACGCUGGUGUCCUGGGAGGAGUGCUUUUACACUGGCUGUGAAUGAGAGCAAAAGAGUUUAUUACAGUUUGGGGUGAGGUGUGGUGAGACAGGGCGGUGUCUAGGCUUUGUCUCGGGCUGUAAGAGGAGAACGGGAUCUGAUAGGAGGAGUCACAAUCAAACAGGAACUGCAGAGAAUAGAUGGAGUGAGCGAAUGCUAGUGGGAACUCACUCCGAUCAUGCUGCAGGGCAGGAGGUGUCUUCGGAGCCUCUUAACAGGCACGAGUGAUCAGUGUCUUUCAGAUCUUUGAGCAGGUUCUGGAUACAGUUGGAUUACUACUGAGAGGAUACUACUCGUGCGCUUUCAAGUUGGGAGACUUUGAGCAGGUUUUCAAAGCUUGAACUGAGCUUGAUCUACAGCUGUAAAGAAUUGUCUACAGUUUGGCUUCAGCUGCAUGGAUACUCUUUUUGUGUACCUGUGAAGUGAUUCAAGUUGUGAAGUACCCAGUUUAAAUGCAAAGCAUUUGUGGAAUAUGGGACAAUUUGUUAUUCAAGUGGAUUUGCCAUGGAUUUUCUGUUCACUUCGCCUUGUCAUUAUGAUAAUUGCUGGUAAAGUUUCCCCUACCAGUUCCGAUGCCCUCUUCAGCGUCCCUGUUCCUAGUACCACCUCCAGUCCACCAGAAGUGUACCUCCCUGCUAAUUUUAAGAUCUCCAACACACAGUUGGCCUUCUUUCUCCAGGAGACCCGAGUUACAUCAUAUGGCAGCCAACGUGGACACCCUCUUCAGCGCUCUGAAAGCUUUGUGGUCUUCCAGACUAAGGAACUGCCUGCAAUCAACAUCUCACUUGGGCCUUUCACCCAAGACCAGACAUUGUCCAAAGAUCUACUACAGCCGUCAAGCCCUUUGGAUAUUCCUGGAAGGCUGACGGUCAACUGGAAGGUCCGGGCCUUUAUUGUACAGUCUAGAGUGUUUGCUAGUAACCCAUUGGUUCAGGUGCUGUUCUAUAUUGCAGGACGGGACUGGGAUGACUUUAAGAUUCAGGACAAGCUUCCAUGUGUGAGGCUGCAUGCUUUUAGAGAUGUUCGGGAGAUCAAAACUUCCUGCAGGCUUCAAGGGAAUCUGGCUCAAUGCUUGGCCCAACUGGAUCUCCCUUCCACGUGGUUUAAUGUUAAUGUAGCACCAUUGGGUCGCAGAAAGUCUUCAGGAACAGAUGGGCUUGAGUUAAGUGGGGAGACCCUUCAAGUGGAGCUUUACUAUACCCUACAUGAUCCAGACAGCAAUGAUGAGUGUGGGGAGAGCUACCCACGCCGGGGAGGGGCAUCCAGAGGGGAGAGCUCAUCCCAACAACCCCUUCUGCGUAUUGGGAGCAUCAGUUUGUAUCAGCCCAGUCAGGAACAGUUGGUGGUAGACAAACAGCUUGACACGAACCUCUUCCUGAGGUUACCAGAGAGGCCAUUAAAGCCAGGAGAGAUCCUCAACAUCUACCUGCUUUUGGUCCCAAAUUCAACUGUGGAGCAGUUUACACUCAAGGUGAAAGCAAAGAAAGGGGUGAACCUCCUCAGCACCAAGUCGAAGAGUAACCAGUGGAGGGUUGAAUGGGAUGUGCAGUCCGGAGCCAAACACUCGAUUGCAACCGUGGAAGCCAGCAAGAUCAAAGGAGUCACUGUGGACAUGGCUGCCAACAUUGAAAUUAUGCAGCUAGACUUUGAGAUGGAGAACUUCACCAGCCAAUCAGUCACCAGAAGAAUCAACUGGAAUAUUGAUUACCGGGGCCAGAAUCCAGUGUCGGAUGCAGAGAAGGUGGUCACAGAGCUGACGGUUGUGCAGAAGGACAUCCAAGCCAUCAUUCCACUUUCAAUGGACACUGAGAUUAUCAACACGGCAGUUCUUACUGGCCGAACUGUGGCCAUCCCUGUCAAGGUGGUUUCCAUUGAGAUAAACGGAGCAGUCACUGAUGUGUCAUCCUUUGUGCAGUGCAAGUCAUUCAACGAGGACAUCGUCAAGGUGUCCAUGAACUGUGACUAUGUGUUUGUGAAUGGAAAAGAGACGCGUGGCUCCAUGAACGCUCGGGUGAUUUUCAGCUAUGAGCACCUGAGUGCCCCUCUUGAGCUCACUGUCUGGGUGCCCAAACUGCCCCUUAAAGUGGAGCUCUCAGACAACAGACUGAGCUUCAUCAAGGGCUGGAGGGUGCCAAUCUUACCCGACCGCAGAACGGCCAGAGACAGCGAUGACGAUGAUGAUGAUGACCGUAAAGUGAGCCGUGGAUGUACGCUUCAGUACCAGAGGGCCCAGGUUAAGGUUCUGACCCAGUUCCACACUACUUCUACUGAAGGCACAAACCAGAUGAUCACUAUGCUGGGUCCUGACUGGCAAGUGGAUGUGACUGAGCUGGUGCAAGACUCUCUGAAGGUGGUGGACGCCAGGGUGGCUGAGCUGGUGGACAGGACGGUGCUUGUGGCCAAUGAGCUUGGAUCAUCCACUCUGAAGGUUGAAUCCCCACUGGCAGUGGAGGCGGUACUGGGUGAAACGCAGUUUUUUGUGGUAGACGAGAAAGUGUCCAUUGCGGAGCUUCGUGUUCAUGCCAUCUCGGGACUGGCACUUAAUCUUCAACCAAGCCCUGGCAACAGCCAUACCAUGGUUGCCAAGGCAACUGGCCUGCAGACACUCUCCACUCUUAAGCAGGAGGCCAGUUUGUCCAUCUGGGUUUACUACAGUGACAAUACCGCCGCCCCCCUGAGUAUGUACGACCCUAAAGACUACAACCUCAAUGCCUCCACAGCAGAUGAUAAAGUGGUUUCGGUGGCUCAACAACCCCAGGGGCGGUGGCCGGUCAUCGUUGCUGAGAGUGAGGGCACAGGAGAGGUAGUGCACGUGGAGAUGACCAUCAGCGAAACCUGCCAGAAGACUAAACGCAAGAGUGUAAUUGCUUCAUCUCCUGUGUUCGUCAAAGUCCGCUUUGGACCAGAUGAAGACUCUGAGGAGGAAGUGGAUACAGAUACUGAAAUAGACACUAGAAUGGCUUCCAACACAAGAAAGCCAGCUAUCGAUCCCAACGUAGGUGGUGCAGGGUAUGAGCCAUCUAAUGAGCAACCCGCAAGCGUGCCCAUUGAUUACACCAACUUCCCUACAAUAAGCAAUUCUGAGGAACCAACUGAAGAAGAUGAGGAGGAUGACGAGUUUGUGCACAAUCCCCGUAGCAUGACUGACCUAGAGAUCGGCAUGUAUGCUCUCCUCGGCGUGUUUUGUCUCGCCAUACUGGUCUUUCUUAUAAACUGCAUUGUGUUUGUGUUGAAGUAUCGCCAUAAGCGCAUCCCUCCUGAAGGCCAAGCCAACAUGGACCAUUCCCAUCACUGGGUGUUCUUGGGUAACGGGGAACCCCUGCGCACCCAGAACGACCUCUCGCCUCAAACGGUGGAGAGCCCCAGCAACACCUUGGAGGGGGUACAGACAUGUUGUCACGGGGACCACCACAGCAGUGGCAGUUCGCAGACCAGCGUACAAAGCCAAGUCCACGGCCGAGGAGACGGCAGCUCCGGCGGUUCCACCAAAGACCACGGAGAAGAUGCCAACUCGCCAACCUCCAAACGCAAGCGUGUCAAGUUCACCACCUUUACCCUUCCCACAGAGGAUUUACCCUACAACUCCAUCCCCAUUGCCAAUGAAGAGGACAUUCAGUGGGUUUGUCAAGACAUGGGCUUUCAGGACCCAGAGGAACUGCACGACUACAUGCGCAGGAUAAAGGAAAUAGCCUGAUCGGGUUAUAUGCUUUCUAAAGACGUUCCUUUCUAUUUUUCUCUCUCUUAUUUUUCACUCUAGAGGAGGUACCUUUCACGAAGAAAAAAAAACAACCAAGGCCUAAUGUCCAGUUUUGUUGGGGUUUUCUGCACAGUGCUGUUUCCCUUACACAUUGACACUAUAAAAAAAUAUAUUCAUGACGCUGCCAGGGAAGCCAAAGACAAGUCUAAGGGAUUCUAGCUAAAAUGGCUUUAGCGGUGUGUGUGAUUGCUGCUCAGUAGAAGGGUGAGUGUACAAUCUUUCUGGGAAACAGAGUUUUUUAGUUGUGAACACUAAUAUCAAAAUUAAUCCCUGAAGUACUCAAUCAUGUGUGGGUCAUCCUUACUGUGGAUGGGAUCUUUCUCAGAGGAAUGCCUGGAGUCUUGGCACUGUGUCCAUUUUUCUUCUUCUCUCUUUUUUUUUCAAUCCAACAGAUUCUUCUCCAACAAAGAGGCCUUUGACGUGCAGAUCUACUUUUGUCCCAGAUUUGUGUUUGAGAUGGAUCAUUUUCAUGCCAUUGUUGAUAAACCUGACACUUAGCCACAGAAACUGUCAGGGAUGUUCGUGAGAACGUGCCAUGGAUUCUUUUCUGUCAGUGUUGGAAAGGUGGAAUGGUUUUAUCCCCCUGCCCCUCUUUUCAGCGUUAUCUCAGUUCAACACAUGCCUUGGUUGUUGAAUUAGUUAUUCGUCUGUCUUUGGUAUUUCAUUCUCAAACUGGAUCCCACCUCUGCUUCUCUCACUGUCUUGGUUAAGUCAAAUGCCUUAUUAAAUGAAUCUCAAUAGUCACAACCUCUCUCUGUGCUGACACCACAUUUGUUCAUAUUGGUAAGGGCCAAAGCAGGGGGCAACUCUACGGAUGUCUGUAUCUCAAUGAAAUGUGUCGGCAUGGGGAAGACGAGAGCUUGUACAUUGUGGAGUUAGGUAUCUUCUCCAACAUUCCUCUGCAUGAAUGGAGACUUGGAGGCACAAUUAGCGCAAUUUUGUUUCUUUUUUACUUUGUAUAUGUUUGUAUUGUGAGAAUUAUCUAAUCAUGCAUAAAUGAUAAUAGAGGACAUAUCAUGUUACCAUGCAUUACAUGCAUGUGCCAGACCCUCCCUCCUAUGUACAUACCAUGUUCAGUACAUAACGACUGCUGACGCUCAACUCUUGAUGACUCAGUUAGCCUGAGAAAUAAGGGAGGCAGAUGCCAUAUAGGAACUCGGCAGCCAGAUACUUGAAUUUCAGUGAGGCUCUCGUUUCUCUUUACUGAACUCACCGUGAAUUCCCAUCCAGGUGGUAAUAGAGUUAAGGAUAAAAUGCUAUGCAAACACACUGGAGGGGUUGAUUAUUGUGGUUAGGUAAAUCUGCCCUAGAUGUUAUUAUAGCACCACGGUUACUUUCGUUAAUAUACCAAGAAAUAUCUCAAACUAGUUGGAACAUCUGCCACAGUGUAAAUUGCAGGUUUUGAGAUUUAAGUUGUUGUUGUUGUUUUCUUUUGUUGUUAUUUUUUACUUUGAAACACGCUAGAUUUGUUAAAGAAAACACCACAAAAUGCGGUAGCACAGUAGAUCAAGCCCAAAAAUGUAAACAUUUACUAGUUUAGAAAGGGUUAAGCUGGUAACGGGUCUGGAAGCUUGUUUUGUGGUGGGGCACAAAUAAGUUGUAUCUGUAUUGCUGCUGACCAAUCACAGGUUAGUUUCAGGGUUACAGUCCCAACCCUCGGUUUCUUCAGGAUGUCUAAAUUCACACACUGUAUUAAAUGCUUAUUUCCCACUGUGCUUUUUUGUAACAUGCAGGAUUUACCUUUGACUUGUUUUUAAUAGUCUCAUUAGUCAUUUUCCUGUAACCGGAGGGAAUACCUAUAUUUGCUUUCUUUGUUUUAUAGUAAUUUUAUUAUAUUAUUAUUAUUUUUUUAAAUAGAUCACCCCUAAUUUAAUCAGAGGCCCUUUGCACUCCAGAUAAGAGUUACAGAGAAUUUAAUACUGACACCUCUCCACCUUUCUCCUAUGAUUUGUUGCCCUCUUCACCCUU